GGUGUCAUGUUACAGUUACGCUUAAGCUUGUAUUUAUUUCAGGAUUUUAGAUGGCAGAGCAAAGAUAAAAUCUCGUAUACGUACAGCGUACAGCGAGAUAUAAUCGUUCAUAUUUUUAUAGAGGCGAAUGAAGGAUUGGUAAAUAUGUGAUAUUAGAUUUCGGAUAGAUUAUAUCUCUCCUAAUAAAGUGUGUAAUAAGGCAAGCUUGAUGUCAACUUCUCAGGUUAUCCCAUCUCUCGCUUAGUGCUUUGCAUUCAGUGCGAGGCGGAAUUUGCAUGCUGAUAGAAAAAGGAAAUGAAUCGUCAAUUUUUCACGUCAUCUAAUAUUAAUUAUUAAAGAGAUAUGCUAUAGGCAUUCAUUCAUUGUUUAUAAAGGCAGGGUAAGUAAUUGUUGGUGAGAUCAUUUGCAGUAAUAAUGUAUUAUGAAUUGUGUGUAGCGCGUGUUGCUUCCACUCUGUUAGGUGGGCUGCAGUUGCUAUCUAAAAUUUGGAUUCCCUCAUUGAAGCACAUACCAGAAAGCUGUGGAACGACACGUGGUUGCGACACGCUAUCUCCAUUAUAGGUCAGAAAGUGGGUUUGAGUGAGACAAGGUCUUGGAUAAACAAGGAUGAUGUAUCUUGUGAUAUGUUGUUCACUGCAACGUUUAUUGCUACGUUUGUGCAUCUCUUCUCUCCUCUCUCCAUGUGUUCUGUUGUAUUUUCUUUGUUGUAUGAGUCUUGGUUUCCUGCAUUAAUGCUUAUGCUGAGUAAAGGAGAAAUCCGUGAAUACAUAGAGGCGGGACCAACUUUGUUCAAAAAAUGAAGAGUAGAUUAUAGGGCUCACGAGAGAAUUUCAUUCAGGGCGUUGGUGCCAUGGGUGGUCCGUCGGUUACUGCAGUUUCAAGGCUGAAGAAGGACUAUGCAAAGUUGAUGAAGGACCCGGUACCCUUUGUCAUGGCAGCUCCCCUUCAUUCCAAUAUUCUGGAAUGGCAUUAUGUGAUAAAAGGGGCACCGCAGACACCGUAUGAAGGUGGAUUCUAUCACGGCAAACUUAUUUUCCCGCCCGACUUCCCAUUCAAGCCGCCGUCAAUAUUUAUGUUAACGCCUUCUGGACGUUUCCAAACAAAUACAAGACUGUGUCUUUCGAUCUCUGAUUUCCACCCAGAUACUUGGAAUCCUGCUUGGACGGUUUCAACUAUCAUAACGGGUUUGCUUUCCUUUAUGAAUGAUACAGCUCCAACUCUAGGCAGUAUAACAUCAAGCGAUGCAGAGAAGCGUGUUCUUGCUAGGAAGUCCAGGGAAUUCAACCUGAAGGACCGAGUCUUUUGCGAAUUGUUUAGUGAUUUGGCUGAGCAAAUACGAGAAGAGUUGGCCGAGGAACGAAAUAAACUAUUAUCGGAAGAAAACGCAAUGGAUGAAACUGCGUCACAGAGAAGGUCUGGUGAAGAGGGCGAGUACGCUACCUUGACGUAUAAUCUUGUGGUGCUUGCAGGCGUGGUGUUAAUUGCGUUUGCAGUUAGAUUUGUCAUAUUAUCUGCUCAAGAGGAGAACUGAUUUCGUGUUUGUCAUUGGAAACUGAUGUUUUAUAAUACGUAAAUAUUUUAAUUUCUCAUCAAUUUAGAUGUAGAAAUUUAUGAUUAUAUUCAAAAGCAACACAUCUUAUCAUUUGUGAAAAGCGGGAGGCAAGUAGAGAGAAGAGAAGCAAGUAGAUUUUUCCAUUUUAUUGCCUUCUUUUUCUUUUUUUUCACAGUAUCAGAAUUUUCCAUCAGAUCCGCUGUUGUUUAGUUAUUUGGUUCCUACAAGUCUUUUGGUAGUCUUUUUUUUAGAACUAACGAGUGCUGUGCGCAUUUUUGAUACUGAUGUGGUACCAACAUUUUUUUUGUCUAGACCUACUUCUAGCGACUUUUGAUACUUUUUUCGACAUCCUUUUGUUCAAAACUGUCUUUUCCGCCUUGGUUUUUAUCAUUCUUCAAGUUCCUUAUCCCUUUAAAAAGAAUCCAUUACUUUGCUAUUGUCGG
Messenger RNA from Loa loa (African eye worm), 1995 nucleotides. Its product is annotated as ubiquitin conjugating enzyme 6. The transcript has 6 exons. Lineage: Eukaryota; Metazoa; Nematoda; Chromadorea; Rhabditida; Onchocercidae. Bases 851 to 1531 code for a protein of 226 amino acids. The record is from RefSeq and is a predicted model, not a curated record.